This is a messenger RNA of Saccostrea cuccullata (small rock oyster), 1947 nucleotides long. RefSeq lists its product as uncharacterized. Bases 1 to 1947 code for a protein of 648 amino acids. The record is from RefSeq and is a predicted model, not a curated record. The transcript is spliced from 2 exons. NCBI's taxonomy places the organism in Eukaryota, Metazoa, Mollusca, Bivalvia, Ostreida, Ostreidae.
AUGAAAAUUCUAGAUAGGGGUUUGAAAUUUACACCCACACCAAAACAGGAUAAUGUGGAUCUCAUAAAAGAUACCGAGGAGUUUUGUCGGAAACUUAGACUUAGAGAAUAUUUUCAAAAUGAAGAAAAUACGGACGAAUCACUUGUGAGAAAUAAAAGUAAUUUCAAACCACCACCUAAUAGGGAUAAACAUUUAGAUGAAUUUAUCAGAUGUUUACAAAGUUCCGCCAGAAGUAAUGACAUCUCCAUGAAUACCCAUAUUAAGGAUAAUAUCACUAGACGGGAACGAGAAGCUAUCAAAAGCCUUGCAAGUGAUAAUUCUAUUAUUAUAAAGGAAGCAGAUAAAGGGGGAGCAAUUGUCAUUAUGGAUACGGAUCAUUACAAAGAAAUGGUUUUGGACCAACUUAAUGACAACAAUUUUUACAAAGAAUUAGUCUCUAAUGAAGACAGUAAAACCAUGCGCAGGAUUAGGAAAUUUACAAAUAAUUUUGCGGAUAAUUUAACCAAAAAGGAAGUGGAUUAUUUAACCAAUUUUGAAAUUAAAUCUAGUAACUUUUAUGGUUUACCAAAGAUCCACAAAUCCAAAGAAAUACAGAACGGACUUGAAGGUAAAAACUCAUUAUAUAUAAAAUUACCUCGACCAACGGAUUUAAAACUUAGACCAAUUGUGGCAGGCCCUGCAUGCCCCACGCACAGACUCAGCAACUUGUUGGAUAUACUUCUAAAGCCUCUAUGCCAACUUGUACCAAGUUAUGUAAGGGAUGAUUUGGAUUUUCUCGGCCACAUUCCAGAUACAGUUGAACUAAAUACUGAGAUGGUUAGUUUUGAUGUAACGAGCCUCUAUACCAACAUACCGCAUACACUUGGACUAGAAGCAAUCGCUUUUUGGAUUGACAAAUACCACAAUCAAAUUCACGAAAGAUUUUCUAAAGACUUUAUUCUAGAAGGAAUAAAAAUAGUAUUAGAGAAUAAUCAUUUUGUUUUUGACGGGAGAAAUUUUCUACAAAUUAAGGGAACAGCGAUGGGCACUAAAGUUGCCCCAACCUAUGCAACCCUAGUUCUCGGUUUUUUAGAAGAAAAACUGUUCAACGAAACAGAGAGACGAUUUGGAAAUCCUUUUGCGCAAUACAUACGAUUUAAUUGGAAACGAUACUUAGAUGAUUGUUUCAUUUUUUGGACGAGAUCUACUGAGGAUUUACAAGAAUACCAUACCAUUCUUAACAAUCUGCAUCCUUCUAUUAAAUUUACCUUGGAAAAGAGCAGGUUAGAACUACCCUUUUUGGAUAUUCUUAUAAUUAAGGAGGGUCGCAAAAUCAUAACAGAUUUAUACUACAAGAAAACGGAUUCCCACCAAUAUCUCGUAUUUAAUUCUUGCCACCCGUCACACGUUAAACGUAACAUACCUUUUAAUAUGGCAAGACGUGUUUGUACCAUUGUCAUAGAUGAAACCAGAAGAAAUGGCCGUCUACAAGAAUUAAAAACAUUUUUGCUCAGACAAAAAUAUCCUAACGACUUAAUAGAUAUAGCAAUUGAAAAGGCCAAGUCAAUACCGACUGCAGAUCUCCGUUCUACUAGACGAGGACGCCAGGAAAACAAUAAGGAAAUCCCGCUGGUCGUUACCCAUAACCCACGGAACCUUAAUAUAUAUAACUCCGUAAAACAGUGUUUUCCUAUUUUACAGCAAUCCCAAAAUUUAAAGGAAUUAAUUGACCCGAAGAGCAUCAUCUAUAGCCGACGCCAACCUCCAAACCUAAAGAAACUCCUAACAAGAGCCAGAUUCUCAUCGGAUGAGGAAAAACGCACUGUAGCCAAAUCUGUUACAGACGUCGGAAUGUUUGCUGGGAUCGUCGUCGGUUGUAUCAUUGCAUUUCUCAUCGUUGUCAUUGCCUGCUAUGUUUAUAUUAGAGGAAGGAACUCCAGAGGUCCAUACCACCAAGCCAAAACCUAA